Cavia porcellus (domestic guinea pig) is the source of this 11624-nucleotide messenger RNA. RefSeq names its product helicase with zinc finger 2 (gene Helz2). The record is from RefSeq and is a predicted model, not a curated record. NCBI's taxonomy places the organism in Eukaryota, Metazoa, Chordata, Mammalia, Rodentia, Caviidae. Bases 337 to 9180 code for a protein of 2947 amino acids. The transcript has 18 exons. Gene Ontology annotation, molecular function: ATP hydrolysis activity; 5'-3' DNA helicase activity; metal ion binding.
GGUCAUUUCCUUUAAAAGACCAUUUCUGAAUCUCCCAAAGUUUCCCUUGACAUUUCCCCUUAGACCUGACCAACAGUGUGUUUAAGGGCUCUUUCUUCCCCCACUGGGCUGGGGUGACAACCAGCUAAGACCCUGGGCCCUGGGUGUCCCCUCUCCCUGCAUAUCUGGAGGACCUCUAAUAUCAACUGUCCCAUGUACCAAGUCCUGGACAGUGACCUCUCCUUCCUGGGCCACUGCUGCCAAGUGCAGAUGUGUCACUGUGGCCUGUGGUCCCCGUGGACUGGCAGAGCCCAGGAGUCUUGAACACCACCCUGGAAAGCCUGACCAGCAUCAGAGAUGGCAUCCUUGGGGUGUGGCAUGUCAUCGUCCACUAGCCCCUUGGCCACCAGGGGGCCGCCUCUUGCCUGGCUCUUCACCCAAGUGGACCUCUGUCUGGGCUGUUCAGACUGCACCCGGCGCCUCAAUGAGAGCACCUAUGUCCUGUGUGAGGUGGAGCACAGCUGCUCCUGUGAGAUCCUUCUGGCUCGCUUCAAGCGAGCUGCCAAGAGAAAGGUCUGGCGGGAGGUGGGCCACCGGCCCUGCUUCCCGAGACCUUGGCGAUACAAAGUAUGUCGCUACUACAGCCCUGGGCUGGGCUGCCGGUACCACCGAAACAGGUGCACCUUUGCCCGCAGCCCCGAGGAGGCUCUGGUUUGGACCUUUGAGCUCAAGCACAGUGUCUCCCGCCUGUGGCUGAAGACUGCAGUGAAGGGCGAUGACCCCCAGCAUGGUCUACACGGGGCUGCCGAUACCAUCCUCUCGGAGUUUGGUGGCUACUUUCAGCUGCUCUGUGCCCACUGCUUCAGGGACCGCCCCCAGCGUCUUCGCCCUGUGGACCCCCAGGGACAGUGCCCUAGGCAUGGAACCUGUGCCACACUCCUGGUCCAUGUCAGCACCAAGGACUGCAAGCGCCAGUUCACCGAAGUGCGGCCAAAGCCCCAGAACAGCCCACCGCUGCGCUACUGCAUGUUUGUGGAGCGUGGGCAGCCAUGCCGCCACGGGGCCGCCCGCUGCAAGUUCGCACACAGUGCUGUAGAGAUGGCCGUGUGGGAGGCUGAGCAGCUGGGUGGGCUGCAGCGGGAAGCCCUGCAUACACUUUCUACCCUGGGGAAAGACCAGCGCACAACCGCCCACAGUCGGUCUCCCAGGGGCAGCCAGCCCCCCAAGGUAGAGCUGUACUGCUACACCUGCCUGUUUACCUGCUGUUCUCAGGAGGCCUUCGAGAAUCAUUGUGCCUCCCUGGAGCAUGCACAGAUGGUGGCCUUUGACCAGGCUGUGCCCUGGAAGCACCGCGCUCCACCCAUGGGGCUCUCCAAAUUUGAGCUUUGCCCAAGACCUGACCUCUGCGAGUACGGGGAUGUCUGCACCCAGGCGCACUCGGAACAGGAACUGCAGGAAUGGGUCUGGCGGGUGCAAGCCAUGGAGCUGCGGCAGCAGGCAGCCUGGCAGGACGGGUUGGUGCCAUACCGGGCCCGGCUGCUAGCUGAGUACCAGCACAGCAGUGAGGCCCAGGUGAUGUCCGAGACUGUCCAUGGUGUGUCUGUCACCUGCCAUCAGCCCCUAGUGCACCGGGCUCAGGAGAAGAAGAUCCAGCACAGCUGGGUAUUCCGAAUCCACUCUGAGGACCCUCUGCUUCAUGUGGCCUUGCUUAAGCAGGAGCCUGGGGCAGACUUUUCGCUGGUGGCACGCUGCCUCCCUCCAGGCCGGCUCUAUGCAAGCGGAGAGCGUUUCCGUGUGCCCGACUCCCAAGCAGAGUUUCAGGUGGGGGUGCUAGUGCAGACCACCUCCUUUGGCACCUUUGAGCAGUGGGUGGUCUUUGACUUUGGUCGUCGACCAGUGCUGCUACGGAAGCUGGGGCUGCAGCUGGGCCAGGCACACUGCUCAGAGCUCCGCAGGUCGCCAGCACCUGGCCGCCCCGAGGAGCUGGAGCACUGGCACCCUGGCAACCGCCAUGUGGUGCCUUGUAUGGAGCAGACAGCUGAACAGGCAGCCCUGAUGGCCAAGUACAAGGUGCCCACCCUGGCCCUGGAGGUCGGUCACGGUAGCCUGGCCACGGAACCCCUCUCUCGCACCAACUAUCGGCAGAGCAUGCACCACUUCCUCUAUGAGGAGCAGGCUGCUCGGCAGCAGCUGGUGGCCAAGCUGACCCUGCGGGGCCAAGUGUCCCUGAAGACUUCGCUGCAGACGCCGGCACUCGGCAUGCUCUUUGCGCCCCCAGGAGCCCUCUAUGCUGAGGUUCUUGUCCCCUCCUCUCUAACACCAGACACAGACCAGGGCUUCCUGCUGAGCCGGGAGGUCAGCACAGCCCUUGUGGCCCCUGUACCUGCACCUGACAACACCGUGUUCGAGGUGCGGCUUGAGAAGCGAGCCAUCUCAGAGCAGGCACUGUGGCUGCUGCUGCCCGUGCACUGCUGUGUGGCCCUGGGACUGAAGGCUGAAGACAGCCUCAUCCUGGAGGUUCAGUUCCAGAUUGACCCCUUCAGCUUCUGGUUCUGGCAUCAAGCAGUAGAUGCGUUACCUGACGAGCACCUGGUGGUGCCCGACCUGCCCACCUGUGCCCUGCCCUGUCCUCGUUCCAUCCCACCCUCAUUGCGUGGCAACUACAAGCAGAAGCUGGCUAUGGGGCUCAUUGCAGGCAGCAGCACAGAGAGCACGAAGCCUGUCCCCCCUUUGCUCAUCUAUGGCCCCUUUGGCACUGGCAAGACCUACACUCUGGCCAUGGCCACGCUGGAGGUUGUUCGGCAGCCCCACACCAAGGUGCUCAUCUGCACGCACACCAACAGUGCCGCCGACAUCUACAUCAGGGAGUACUUCCACGGCUAUGUCAGCAGGGGCCACCCUGAGGCAGCUCCUCUCCGCGUGAUGUACACCGACCGGCCACCAAACCAGACUGACCCAACCACACUGCAGUACUGCUGCCUGACUGAGGACUUCCGGGCUUUCCGCCCGCCCACGGAGGCAGAGCUGACUGGGCACCGUGUGGUGGUCACCACCACUUUGCAGGCCCGUGAGCUCCGGGUGCCUCCCGGCUUCUUCUCCCACAUCCUCAUUGAUGAGGCUGCCCAGAUGCUGGAGUGUGAGGCCCUCACCCCGCUGGCCUAUGCCUCACCACACACCCACGUGGUGCUGGCGGGGGACCAUCUGCAGGUCACACCCAGGCUCUUCAGUGUGCCCAGGGCCAAGGCCGCCAGGCAUACCCUGCUGUACCGCCUUUUCCUUCACUACCAGCAGGAGGCACACGAGGUGGCCCGGCAGAGCCGAAUCAUCUUUCACGAGAACUACCGCUCCACCGCAGCCAUCAUUGGCUUCAUCUCACGCCAUUUCUACGUGGCCAAGGGCAACCCCAUCCAGGCGAGUGGCAAGGUCCCACCCCAUCCCCGACAGUACCCACUCAUGUUCUGCCACGUGGCAGGCACCCCCGAGCAAGACAUGUCCAUGGCAUCCUGGCUGAACCCAGCGGAGGUCACACAGGUUGUGGAGAAGGUGCAGGAGGUCUACAACACCUGGCCCCUCUGCUGGGGUGCCCGGGAGCAGAGAAGCAUCUGUGCUGUCUCGCAUGGUGCCCAGGUCAGUGCACUGAGGCAGGAGCUGAGGAGGAGGAACCUGGGUGAGGUGUCUGUGGGCAGCUUUGAGACUCUGCCAGGGCGGGAGUUCCGAGUGGUGGUGCUGAGCACCGUGCACAACUGCCACAGCCUGCUCAGCCCUGGGGCGCCCACCUUGGAGUUCUUUACCGACGCUCGUGUGUUGAACACAGUCAUGACCCGAGCCCAAUCCCAGCUGGUGGCUGUAGGCGAUGCCAUGGCCCUUUGCUCCUUUGGGGCCUGCAGCAAGCUCUGGAAGAGCUUCAUUCUCGAGUGUAUGGAGCACCACAGUGUCUUCCCUGAGGGCUUGUCCCUGGCACAGAUUGAGCAGGGCGUGGCCCAGAGGCAGCAGUGGGGCCCAGUGGCUCUCAGAGCAGAGAGAACUUGGGCAUCGGUAGCCAGAGACACUGGCCUGGACAAGGCAGCCAGGGGCCCAGCCACAGAGCACACAGCCGUGGCAAAGUUUCUGCCAGGGCCUGGGACCAUGAAUAACAAGACCGCAGUAAUGGCAAAGGCAGAGGACACAGCUGUUGGGAGUCCAGUCUCAAGGGGAGCAGCCACGACACAGAUGAAGGCAGCAUCAGGAGCGGAUGCAGCAAAGCGAGACCUGGCAGCAAGGCCAACCGCCCCAGAGGGCGGGGUGUCCGAGGACGCUGAGGACUCAGAGUCUGACUUCUGGCCCUUUGACUGUGAGCUCAACGCAGACGACGCCAUCCUGCAGGAACUCCUGGAUGAGAGCCGGCAGGUGAUGGUGACUGUGAGGGAGGAUGGGCUCUUGGACACUAUGGCCAAACCAGCAUCCCCACGGCAUGCCCGGCAGUACAAGAACCUGCCCUUAGCCAAACUGAGGAGGCUGAUGCACUCAGAGCCUCAGCUCUAUCGCCGCUGCAUCUUCCAGGCAGAGACCUUCGAGCGAGCUUUGGCUGUCCCACUGGAUGAGGUGGCCUCCGCCCCCAUCCAGAUCCGGGGCCGCCUGAACUGUGGGAUGGCUUUUUCCGGGGAUGAGGUACUGGUGCAGCUCCUGGGCCAGUCAGCUGGCGAGAGGGGAACCCCGGGGAGGCUGCAGGGUCGUGUGGUGGGCGUGAUGAGGAGGAAGCGAGACGAGUUGACAUUUGUGUGCCGUAUGGAUGAAUGGGAUCCCCGCAUCAUGAUCCCCAUCAACGGCUCUGUGACCAAGAUUUUUGUGGCUGAUCUGAAGGACCCACUACAGGUUCCCAUCCACCGCCUCCUCCAGGGUCAGGUGCAGUGUGUGGGACACAGACGUCUUACUGCUGAGGGCAGGCGCACACGGCUCUUCUGGGUCCGCAUCAUCCUGUGGCGGGAGCGUUUCUACUACCCCCUGGGCAUCAUCCUGGAGAUGCUUCCUGAGGCCACCGGCUGGGAGCAGGGCCUCAACAUCCUUGGUCUGGAACAUGACUUGCGAACCUCCUCACUGGACUCAGCAUCCAUCUCCAAGGCACUGCAGAAAUACCGUGCAGAGCUUGGCACCGCUGCUGGCUCCCGAGAGGACUGCCGCAGUUUCCUGACCUUCACUGUGGACCCCCAGGGUGCUUGCAACCUGGACGAUGCCCUCAGUGUCCGGGACCUGGGUUCCACGUAUGAGGUGGCUGUGCACAUUGCUGACGUAGCCAGUAUCGUGCCCAAGGGUGGGGUGCUAGACAUGGAGGCCCGCCGGCAAGGUGCUGUGUUCUACGCCCCUGACAGGGAGCCAGUGCCCAUGCUGCCAGCCAGCCUGUGCCAAGAUGUGCUCAGCCUCCUGCCAGGCAAGGACCGCCUGGCCAUCUCCCUCUUUCUCACCCUGGACAAGAGCAGCAGCCAGCUCAAGGACCUGCGCUUUGCACCCACUAUCAUCUGCUCCAGCCGGCAGCUGUCCUACGACGAAGCUGAGGUGCUGAUCAGGAAGCAUCAGGGCACUGGCACGCGGCUGCCGGCUCGCCUAGACUCAGUGGAAGACUGUGUGGUGGCUGCCUGCUACUUCUCCCGGGCGCUGCGCUGCCGUCGCCUGCAAGCUGCCUGUCACUACGAGCCCCCAGAUGAGGACAGCGCGUUGGGCUUCCGUGCAGCCCACAUCAUGGUUCAAGAGUACAUGAUUCAGUUUAACAGUCUGGUGGCUGAAUUCCUCGUGGGCAACAAGCACACACAGACCCUCACGCCCCUGAGAUGGCAGCCCGUGCCUCUCACGGCCCAGCUCGAAGCCGUGUGCGAGAAGCACAGAGAGCUGGUGCCCCUGUCACUGUACCUCCGCCACCACCUGCAUGGCCACAGCAGCUCCCAACCACAGCUGUACCUCCUGUCUUCCCUCUGGAAGCACGUCCAGCUUGCUGCCCGCAGCCAGGACUAUGGCCAGAUGGUAGAUCUCAUUACCACCGACGACAUGCACCCCUCCUUGGCUCCUGCAGGCCUGGACCUCCGCAAGGCCCUGGGCCGCUCCGUCUUUGGCCGCUCCAGCCAGGGUGAACAGCAGCUGACCGGCCACUACUCAUUGCAGGUGGACUGGUACACGUGGGCCACCUCACCCAUCCGCAGGUACCUCGAUGUGGUGUUGCAGCGGCUGAUCCUGCUGGCACUGGGUCUAGGGGGUUCCACAUACUCCUCCAGGGACAUUGACAGACUCUGCCAGGACUUUGCCCGCCAGUAUGCCUGUGCCCAGAGCUACCAGCGACGGGCCUGCAGCCUGCACUUGGCCACUCACCUCAAGGCACAGCCUCAAAGCAAGUUGGGCUUUGUAGUAGAUGUGGAGCCAGGCACCCGCUGCUUCAAGUUGCUCUUCCCUGCCAACCGAGAGACCCUGCCAGACCCGUGCCCUGUCCACUAUCACUCCCUGCAGCUAGUUGAGCACCCUAAUGACCUCGUGAAUCGGCGGGGCCUAAAACUUGUGUGGCGGCGCCGGGUCUACUCCGUGCAGGAGUCCAAGCCACGCUCUCCGCUGCCUGGCACCCUGUUCGACCCACACGUCUGGGCCAUUGACACAACCCUGUGGAAGCAGCUGCUGGUCCUGGUGGAGGAGGAGCGCUGGCUGGAGGCAGCCACUCUGAUUCAGGAGCACAGUGGGAGAGAGUAUCAGAGGAAGAAGAUGGUGCAGGUGCACCGGAGCCCCUGCGGCCACUUCCUGGAGGUGGUCCGGGAGCUGUGCAGCGGGGAUACUCUGCAGGUCCAGCUUUGCGCCAGCAUGCAGCGAGGCUUCCUGGUGCCCACCCUGCAGCUGUGGACCGUGGCACCUGGCUUCAGUCUCUGCCUGGAGCAUGCAGAGCAUCCAGCCAGCUGCUUCUCAGCACACGCACACCAAGCCACACAGGACCGGUACCAUGAUGAGCAUGAGUACUCACUUGUAUGGAAGCCCCUCUGUGCCCAGGAGUCAGUCACCAAUGCUGUUGCUGAGAACGAGACCAUCGUGCUGCAGCACGUGUGCAUUUCCUGGGAAGCAGAGUGGACACAGCAGGGGCAGCUCCAGGGCUCCUUCCACCUGGACCCCGCCUUCCUCCAGGAGAACUGCGCUGAUGUUGACUUCAGCUUUUGCUACCUCUGCAUCCGGCUUGAAGGGCUCCCAGUGCCACCAGCCAGCCUGCCCUCUGGCUCUGGCAGCCUUGGCCCCUUCCUGAGCAUCGAUCCUGACACGUAUGCCUGGGUGGCUCAUGGACUGACAGUCGGGUGUGACCAGGAGGACCAGGCAGAACAGCAGGAGGCCCCCAGGGCGGUGCACUUCUUCAUUCACCACAUGGCUAUGGAGAAAGUUCCAGAAAACGUGCUGAGGCCCGGCACCCUGUUUACAGUGGAGGUGCUACUCAAACAGCUUCCUGACCUCCGCAAGGAAGAAGCCGUUCGGAAGCUGAAGAAGGCGUCUCCACUGGCCAUCAGCAUCGCCCUCGGCCGGCCCAGCCCCCAGCCCUGUGCCCCCUCUCACCAGCAGUCCUUCCACAGGGGUAGGUCUGCGCCCACUUCCUCUCCCCCUCGGGCUCACCCUGUCCUGCAUGGGCGCUCACAGGGGGCUCCCCACAUCCCUCCAGGGACACCUAACAGGUUCCUGAAGCAACAGACCUACGACAUCCAUGGGGGCCGCCACAAGCUAAAUGCCAGUCAGAACAGGGCCAUCAGACAGGCUCUGGAGAAGCCAUUUACAGUCAUCCAGGGCCCACCAGGUACAGGAAAGACACUGGUGGGCCUCCACAUCAUCUUCUGGUUCCACAAGUCAAAUCAGGAGCAAGUGCCCGUUAGGAAAAGCCGUGAGGAAGAGGAGCCCACGUGGGGCCCGUGCAUCUUAUACUGUGGCCCUUCCAACAAGUCUGUGGAUGUGGUGGCAGGAAUGCUCCUGAAGUGGAAGGCGGAGCUGAAGCCCCUGCGUGUGUACGGCGAGCAGUGCGAGGCCAUCGAGUUCCCAGCGCCGGGUGUGGGCAGCAGGGCUCUGCAUAGCAAGGCCCCCAGGGACGGGAGACCAAACCAGGCCCUCAGGAGCAUCUCCCUGCACCACCGCAUCCGACAGGCCUCCAACCCAUUCUCGCAGAAGGUCAAAGAGUUUGACACCCGGGUGAAGAGAGGGGAAACCUUCUCCAGGGAGGACCUCAGCUCGUACCGAAAGGUCAUGCGAGAAGCGCGGAAAUUCGAGCUGGCCCGGCACUCCGUGAUCCUGUGCACAUGCUGCUGUGCGGCCUCGCCCUGGCUCCACUCCCUCAAGGUCCAGCAGAUCCUUGUGGAUGAGGCGGCCAUGGCCACUGAGCCCGAGAUUCUCAUUCCUCUCGUGCACUUUGCGAAGGCUGAGAAGGUGGUUCUCCUGGGGGACCACAAGCAGCUGCGGCCUGUAGUCAAGAACGAGCAGCUGCGGAACCUGGGGAUGGAUAAGUCCCUCUUUGAGCGCUAUCACAGGGACGCCUACAUGCUGGACACCCAGUACCGGAUGCACGAAGUCAUCUGCUCCUUCCCCUCCAUGGAGUUCUAUGGUGGGAAGCUGAGGACCUAUCAGGGCCUGAGGCGGCUGCCUAGCAUCCUAGGCCACGCGGACAAGGACAGCUGCCCAGUCAUCUUCGGCCAUGUGCAGGGCCAUGAACAGAGACUCCUGGUGACCACAGAGGAAGGGAAUGAGAACUCCAGGGCCAACCUGCAGGAGGUGGCAGAAGUGGUCCGCAUCACCAAGCAGCUGACACUGGAUCCGACAGUGGACCCCAAAGACAUUGCCAUCCUCACACCGUACAAUGCACAGGCUGCGGCCAUCAACAAGGACCUUAUGCGGCAGGGGAUCACAGGAGUGACUGUGUCCUCCAUCACCAAAAGCCAGGGAAGCGAGUGGCGUUAUGUGCUGGUGAGCACCGUCCGCACGUGCCCCAAGAGUGACGUGGACCAGCGGCCGACCAAGAGCUGGCUCCGGAAGUUCCUGGGCUUUGUCGUGGACCCCAACCAAGUGAAUGUGGCUAUGACCCGGGCCCAGGAGGGGCUCUGCCUGAUUGGAGACCACAUCCUGCUGAGCUGCUGCCCGCUGUGGUGCCGUCUCCUGGACUUCUGCAAAGCCCAAAAGAGCUUUGUGCCUGCCAGCAAGGUGCAGGUCCGGAGGAGGCCUGUGGUGUCGCCAUGAAGACCCUAGCCAACCCAGCCUUUGAGUGCCAGAGGUGUGGGCCUGGGCGGGCAGCAGACUGGAACGACAGGAAGCAAGCCCCACAUGAUCUUCCUGUUUGUGCCUGAACUUGAGAGGGAGAAAGGGUGGGACCAGGCCUGCUUACUCUCUGCUUGGCUGCUCUUCUCAAGACAGCUCCCAAAACCUGAGCUUCAGGCAGAUCCUCUCCCUGGAGGAAAGGCCCUUCCUCUGCCCCAUUGCCCUCUGUCCUUCAGAGGCUGCCCACAGGCACGAGGAGGACAGAGCCCUGCCAGAUGCCUGUACCAGUCUGGCUCAGCCUCCCAUCCUGAGCAGCGCUGGCUGUGCAGUCCCAGGUGCCCAGCCCCACCAGGCCAUGCUUCUGCCCUGAGUUGUGUGUGCCCCCUGCCCAGAGUCCUUGGGACUGACAUAGUCAGAGACCACCAUAGGGACAGAGGACAGGUGAAACCAGACUUUUAACUGCUACUCCUUUAUCAACAUGAUUAGUGCUUUCUUCUGUGUAGUCAGGGACUUAACAGCAAUUGUCGCCUCCUAGCAUGUCCUUGUUUCAGUGAUAAUGGAAGUUAUAACCAAAGCAGAAAUUACAGGAAAAGGCUGUAAUUAAGAGGAAAUAAGGAGGAGUACACUUCUGAUAAAGAUCAAGCCAGUCUCUUAGAAAGGGAGGAGCAGAUAUGGAAAGGGCUCCAGCUCAGGCUGUGGUAGGGAAAACCCUGGUGCAGGGGCUCAGACCAGCUGCUCAGGAGCCCGGGCCAGAUUUGUGGGGCCAGCAGAGGUGGGCUGGACUCUAAUAGGUCACUGUCUCAGCUCUGCUUUCUAGCUCUGCAGGAGUCCUCCUGGCUUGAGGGCUGAUUCCAUCCUCAUGAAGCAAUUAUCUCUGUGACAGUUUUGGUCAUGUGAGGCCCUGUUCAUUCUGGUACUAGGGUCACUCCUUGCUCAGGAUGUGGCUAAAGAGUACAGUCACUGCCUCAGGGGAAGGGUCUGGAACCGGACGGGGAAGGCUGGGAAUCGGAUAUCCUUGUGAGUCUUGAGAAGUACUUUAGUUACUCUUGGUGUCUUCUACAUCUAAGGGGGAUAAGAUAGACUGGGUAAAUUUAAGGCUGAUCAGCUUUGUAGACUUUAAGAAAAAAUGGUGGCCAGGUGUGGUGGUGCAUGUCUGGAAUCUCAGUACUUAGGAGGCUGAAGCAGGAGGGUUAUCAAGAGUAUGGAGCCAGCCCAGGCUACAUAGUGAGUUCAAGGCCAGCCUGAGCUGCAUAGCGAGAUGCUAUCUCAAAAACCGAAAGAAAAAGCAGACCUGUAGCCUAUCUUUGAAAGUCAAACUUUAUUCUACUUUUAGUUAACCUAUCGGGCUUUGUAGGUUUAAAUGAAGACUUACGGUUUUUAGCAAAAAAUUAAGACCCUGACUAUUUCAGAAGAAAACAUAACUCAUGUUUCUGAUGAGUGUCUGGGUAAGGGCCAGGAGUUAGUCUUUUUCCCUACAGUGGUCUAUGACUCCAUCACAGUGACUACAGAUGCCCAAGAGAUAGCUGAAAGCAGAACUCAGCUUGCUCUUCCUUUUAUGAAACUUUGGGCUAAGCUCCUGCUCCGUUCAGGUGGGCAUGCAGUCACUCAGAGUCUAACAGUUAGCAGAGCCAAGCCCUAAGUUUACACAACCGACCUCACCCCCUUUCAAGUCUCAGGAUACCAAGAUAAGAGAUUUGCAGGGAUGGUCAGUUAGACCCAGAGGUGACCGCUGCCCUAAAACCUGUGACGACCUGGAUUCCAGCAGAGCCUCCCGAGACCAAGGCCCGCCCACACAGAAACCGAGAUCUGAAUUGCCCCUAAAGCAAACAGGACAUCUCUCUGAGCCAUCUUGCAAAAGCAGAGCUGAGAGGAACAUUAGCCAAGCUCAGUUCACUCCAGCAAAUCGAAAGCCUGGCCUCACUGCUUUGGGAAAGGCCGUCUGCCUGCCUUCAGUCGUUUAGGCCAGAGUCCUUUUUCUGCUUCCACUCACUUUUCAACUCUGCCUAACACAUCCACCUGUGCCUUACUCUGAGGAGUCUCACAAUCCUUUCUGCAUGCUGAGAGUUGAUGGACCUAUUUUCCAGGAUGAUGAGUGGACGCUGAUGUCUCACCAGACCCUCUCUGGACAGAAUGACCUGCCCCAAAGCUGCUUUCUCUGUCGAGGAAAUGAGGUGGGGUGGCGACAGUGCUCUGUGCAGGCCAGGGGCCCAGUUGCUUGAGGUUUCCCCUCCAGGUCUUAAGAUGCUGCUCCAGAGCUGCCCACACUAGAAGGUGCCAGGCCUCCCUGUGGCCUCCACGAGCUCUCUGGCACGCUUCCUAGCUGAUGGAAAUAUUCUUUACGAAUCAACUUUCUACAUUCCAGUUUUUGUAUCUCUUACAAGCUCUGUGUCAUAUGAUUAAAUAUUAAUUUUAUUACAGUGACCAUA